Molecule: messenger RNA, 565 nt
Organism: Ceratitis capitata (Mediterranean fruit fly)
Lineage: Eukaryota; Metazoa; Arthropoda; Insecta; Diptera; Tephritidae
Gene: ND-B12
Product: NADH dehydrogenase [ubiquinone] 1 beta subcomplex subunit 3
Exons: 3
Coding region: 113-445 (110 amino acids)
Biological process (GO): electron transport chain; mitochondrial respiratory chain complex I assembly
Cellular component (GO): mitochondrion
Source: RefSeq, a predicted model, not a curated record
CGUUAUUAUAAGUUCUCUGUAGGCAGUUUUCUGCUGUUAAAUAUUUCCAAUUGGCGAAAAGAUUUUGUGUUUUUGCACAUUUUUCGAACUUUAAAGAUAGCUUUGAACAACCAUGGGCGGACACGGUCACGGUGAACCCUACACAGUACCACAUCCAUCAAUUUACAAAGUGGAAAACAUACCUAAGCUACGUGAAGUACAAGAAGCGUUAGCCAGACAAGGUUUGAAGGAUCCAUGGUUGAGGAAUGAAGUCUGGCGCUAUGAGCCGAGCACAAUGGGCACACAUGCAACGCGUGCACGCGCUUUCUUCUUACGUGGUUUACUGUGGGGAUCAAUUGCGGCUGCCAUUCAUAUAGGUUGCGAAUAUGCGUUUAGCUCAAAAGAUGACCAUGGUCAUGGUCAUGGCCAUGGUGAUGGGGAACACGCUGAAGGUGGUCAUCAUUAAACAACCUCUUUACAUUCACAUUUAAAUAACAUCAAAAUAUAGUUAAACUUGCUUGUAAAGAAUUUCUGUGUGAGUAGCGGUGCAUUCAAAUACCGAAUAAAGCGUUUAGACUAAUUUAAA